Messenger RNA from Tribolium madens (black flour beetle), 8658 nucleotides. RefSeq lists its product as uncharacterized. The transcript has 16 exons. The record is from RefSeq and is a predicted model, not a curated record. NCBI's taxonomy places the organism in Eukaryota, Metazoa, Arthropoda, Insecta, Coleoptera, Tenebrionidae. The coding region runs from base 292 to 7656 and encodes 2454 amino acids.
AAAUGCUUUAUUUCUCUCUGUUAUUAUUGUGUGAUAUAUGAUGAAUGAUACUGUGUUUAGAGUAGGGUAGUUGUUGUAAAACUAGGUAAAAUGAGUGAAUUCGUGAUGUGUCACGUUUGAAUUAAGUGCACCACUAGUCCUCGAUGAGAUUCGAAUAGCAACCAUUAUGACCUACAUCAACGAAUAGAAUUUAAAAUGUUGUGGCCCGAUUUAAAUUUAGAAAGAUGGUUAUUUUUAUUUUUAAAUAUUUAUACGCAUUAGUUCGAGAACUUGACAUUUGAUAGAGUAAACAUGUUCUCGUGUUUGUGGCAAUUGUGGGACUGGUUUGAUCCCACCAGUAUGGAAAACAAAAAGGGAUUAUACCACAAUACUGCAGUUACUCCCAGUAACGAAAUUACUCCAAAUGAAGCAAUACCAAAACAUUCACAUCAACAUAACACCGCAUCCCAACACCUUCGGUUAUUGCAGUAUGGUUUGAAAAUACCCAACCAUCAACAUCAAGUGAAUCAAACCCAUCCUCACCAACAACUAAACUCUCCUUUGCAUUUUCAUAUGCAUCAACAAUACCCACAAGCCACCCACAGACAUUUACAACCUUCACCCCAACAAAUCAACAGUACAAAUUAUCUUCCAAACUAUGUUCAUCAGCAUCAACAAACGAACAACACUCAAUACCAAUCGAAUCAACCACCACCCUUACAUCCACACACGCAAAUCACUCAACCGAGUUCACAAAUUUGGGUUCCACAUCAACCUCCUGUACAUUACCACCAACAAAACAAAGCUGAAGCACAAAAGAAAACUACUGUGCAACCACAAGUGAAAAAAGAACCAGUACCAGUGGAGAGAAAAAAAUCUAGUAAUUCAUCACAAUUGAGGUCACCUUCGGCGAAGCGGCCUGUGGAGGCCCCUGUUACGAUGCAAGGGUGGUUGCAUAAGCAAGGUUCUGAAGGGUUGAUGUUGUGGAAGAAGAGGUGGUUUGUCUUGUCCGAGUAUUGCUUAUUUUAUUAUAAAAGUCCCGAGGAGGAAAAACUACUAGGUUCUAUUUUACUUCCGUCUUACAAAGUUUCAAUUUGUGGACCUGAAGAUAAAGUCAAUAGAAAAUAUGCCUUCAAAUGUGAACAUGCUAAUAUGAGGACGUAUAUAUUAGCAGCUGAUUCACAAGAAUUAAUGAUGCAAUGGAUACGUGUUCUUAAUUUAGCUUGUCUUUUGCAAAGUAACGUAGAAACCGAGUCGGCUCCUCCUGUGCCAUCUAUGUAUCAGUCAAAGAAUUCCGAUCAUCAAGAGAGUAAUACUCCGGUUCAUAUGCAUUCUUCUAGUAACACGACUGACUUAAGUAACCCCAGUCAGCAAGAACUAAGUCAAUACAAUCAACCCCUUUAUGCGAACGCACCCCCAAAACCGCGCCGAUUGAACGACGGGAGUUAUUCCUCGCCUAGUCCUGAUGUUUUAGAAAGAUAUAAUCCACAUAUGAUGAGGAACAUCCCUAAAUCCCCCGUCAAUAUCUACGGCCACGUCCACAUGAAUUCCCAAUCCCCCCAACCGGAGUAUAUACAUCACCGUCCAAAACACAUGGAAUAUGUUUACACACCAACGAGAGAACUGCAAAACAUACCUCAAAACAUGGAACGCAGAACACCAGACACUUACGGUCGCUCGAAGCUACACCCUGCGAAAUCCCGACAUCCCACCGACUACGAGGAUGUUUACGCCGACCAAACGAUGUAUAAACGGCCCCUAAGCCCGAUAGCUUACAGUCAUGUUAGAAAAUCGAACCCUGUCGUGAACCCGGCCUACAGGUCGUACACCCCGGUCCAUAUGCUGGGGCCCAAAGACAUGGUUCAAUACUCGGUGCCCCAAAUGCGGAAAAGUCCGACGAUUACUAGACCCCACAGUGCUGACUUCCUCGAAUACGAGUUGAACCACCGCCAUCCAAACCCCAGUGUUUUAACUCGACAACAGCCGCGGCCUAAAUCUAGCCUAGAUAUCAACCGAAAUAGCAACGAUAGUGAUAACUACUUCUACUCGGAGGAGCGCUACGCCGAAAAAAUGCGCAAAUCGGCUCAGUACCUUCCGAAAAUGCCAAAAUACUACACCACUUCGGCCGAUCCCAUGCACCAGCGACGGGUCGCGAGCAAAUACCCCGAAAACGAGAACAAUUUCGCACUAAUGCGAUCAAACACUCAACCUAUCGAUUUUAACACCUUGCAAGUCAGCGAGAUGCAGCCGGUGCGGAGCCGAAGUGUGCUAAGUGAAGGCUCGUUGUCGAAGGAGUUGGAUACUGCACGUGAAGCUGUAAGUCCGUCGUUUGCCAGGCAAGACCCUUAUAAUUACGACGACAUGCGAAAUCGCGACUAUGACCAGUUUACGCGCUCAGCGAGUGCCAGAUUGACGCAAAAUGGGUUGCAAGGUGACGGAAAACCGAUGACCAUGGAAGGCGACAGAAAGCGCGAAGAGUCAAUGAAACGUUUGCUUGAAUGGAAGCAAAGAAUGUUGCAAUCGCCUUUAAAUCGGAAGGCUCAGAAUCAGAGAGUGUACUCUGGAAGGCCUGAAUAUUAUUGUAAAAAUCAGGAGAAUGAGUACAUGUCAAAAAAUCAGGCGAAUGUGUACCCAGACGGAAGAAGGUCUGUGAAUAAUUUGCCUCAAUAUAACAGUUAUUCAUCAGACGAUGAAGAAAAUGAGGAGGGAAGCAAAGAAAAUGUGCAAUCACAGGCAGGACGGACCUUGGACACAUUUCCGAAUAAUUCUGAAUCACUUACACCUGUACAUACCACUUCUAUCACUGUGUUUAAUACUCUGAAGGAACCUGACAAGCCAUUAACUCAAUCUGACACAAUGCAUGAUAUUUCACACUUCACAAAUAAUGAGGUUGAGGAAGUCAAAGAGAAUGACGCCUGUGAAGAAAGCACAUUUACAAAACCUUUAGUACAAUGCAAUAAAGAGUCCUCACAUCGAGCUCACGUCUCCAGUUUGCGUUCCGAAUACUCCGAUAAGUUCGAACCAAGUCCAGUCGUAACUGAAAUCAAAAGUAAUGGAGCACUCGUUAAGAGCAUUUUAGCCGAAUUCGGGAAAAAAAUAAAUUCACCCGAAAAGGCCGAAAAUCCUCCAACUCCCACUAAAGAAAUCCCUGAAGAAAACUAUAUGACCAUGACACCAAAAAAGAACAUCCUAGAACCCAGAAAUAGUGACUCCACAGUCAUUUUCAACGAAUGCGAAGAAAACCCCUACGUCGAAAUGACACACAACAUCGAUAUAUCUUUCCUAGAAUCGAACUACAAUCCGGAAUUCACCGACCAACAACCAUACGAAAUGGUCUGUAUCAGUGAAGGCAAAUUUGAACCCGUAUACAUGGAACUUAAAAACCCGGACAAAAAUACGAAAAGUAAACUCCCAGAUAUUAUUGUUCCCAGAUCAAAAAUGACGUGCAAUAAGUCCGACAGUUCGGACGCUGACGAUGAAGCGUCCAAAGAUUUAGAUUCUUUGGAUACUCCAAGUAAUCCUAGAUUUAGUCUCUCUGAUAAUUUCCGACCAGCUUCUUACUAUUUAGGAGCCAGUCAAACAGUUGCAGAGUUGCAAGAUAGUUCCGAUAGUGAAUUAGUUUCGCCCCCUCCGAUUCCAACCUCUCCACCUCCUUUAGAAGAUUUAGAUAAUACUGAUGAUAGUAUUCUAACCAAUCAGAAAGUCGAGUUAGACAAAAAACAAAAUUUAUCUGCGAUUUGUGUCCUUAAAGAUCAAGACAGUGCGUCAGUUUGUAGCAUUAACACUGAGGCGGACCGCAGACUAAACAGCCGACUGUCACAAAACAGUGAUUCUGACGUCGAACUACGUAUGUCUUUGUCCCGAAACGUGGACUAUGAAAGAAUGUUAAAACGACGUCCCGUUUCUGAGGAAUUUUGCGACGAGUUAGAUUCAAUGAACGGUAAUUUUGACGAUAGUGUUGAUUUGGAUAAGUAUCUCACUGACUUGCAUUUGAAGGAUGAUACGGUUUUAAACGACUCGAAAAAGUUCCACGAAUACGAAAACUUUUAUAUUGCUCGAUACAGGGAAAAGUUAGACAAGAAAUCUGAGACAAAUAUUGAGACAAAUGACUUGUCAAGUGACGACUAUCAGAAACGGGCUGAAAGUCGGGCUUCUACUUCGGCCGAAAUUUGCGGCUUUUUGCAAGGUUCGAAUCGGUCAACCCCAAGUUUACGAAUUAGUAGUUCUCUGAGUGUGCAAGAAAUGCCAACAAUUUCGUCUUAUUUCUCCGACAGGAGGGACAUUUCGUCAAAUUCAUCUUUUAAUCAGCCUGCACCUUACUAUUACUCUGAUUUGUCAAUGAAUGUGUCGAAUACCGACAGCACUUCCACUAUACUCACUCUAAACAAUCAAAGAGGUACAAUGAAUGGGAGCAAAAGAGACAUAACGCGGAUCAUUAACCCAAUCAAGUGUAACAGUCAUUUGCGCGAAGCCCACUCUUCGACAAACAUCAUUGACAAUACUUUCAAGCUCGCAGCAGAAGCACGCUCGGCAUCUGUUGAUUUUCUCAACUUGACAGAUAAGUCGGGCCAUAUUGACAAGAAAAAUAUUUACGAAUCGGAUACUUUAAAGAGGUUGAAAGUGUCGGAAAUGGGUAACACCCAGUCGGACCCCGAGACACGAAAUCUGUACCCUUCGCGAAAAAUCGACAAGUUCAACAGUUUGGAAAUGACAAAUAAUGAGACAAACGUGCGACGGUCGCACUCUUUGGAGGGUUUGUUGGAAAAUGUGUUUAGCGAGAGUGGCGACCAAGCCGAUUCCACUUUCAUUAUCGAGAAUAACACUUCUGAUAACAUAGCUGAAGGGAGUUACUUAUGGGAGGAGGAUUCAAUAUGGCGAGAGAGGUUACGUUCGGCUAGUCAAAGACAUACGAAGUCGAUGGACGACUUGGAUAGUAUUGGUGAGAGUAAGAAAGUACAGAAAAAAUCGCCUCGCGGAAUUACUCGAGGUGUGACUUAUGUUAACGAUAAUGUCUACAAUAUGCCUAAGAAAGAGGACAGUAAGACUGAGGAAGGUGGUGGGAUUCGAAAGGAAGGGAGCUUUAUCAUAGAUAGAGAGAAGUUGAGACAGUGGGAUUUGCUCUCGAGUGCCCCUUCUGAUGACCAAAUGACGGCUUCACAGGGACCGAGGGGUAGUAACACGGUGCUAGAAAUAGGUGAUGGGAGUGAACCAGUUGAUUUCAACACUCAGCAAGCAGCGUCAGGUUCAAUAUCUAUAAAUACGAGAGAUACGUUUCCAAAAGCCAUUUCUUCUAAAAGAAUAUGGACUCCAAACUCUCAAACGAUGCAAUCACGUUCGGUAACAAAUUUAGCGAGGGCAGGCGAGCACGAGAAUUAUAUGCCGCAUCAACAGGGUUAUUACUUAAAUCAAGGACCAAAUCAUCACGAUGUCUGUAUGGAGAAUCCUCAUUAUCAUAAGGAAAAUUGGUCUUUAAAUGAUAAAAUGAAUGUUUCCGCUGGUGAACUACUCGGUAGGACGCACGAAGAACUCGUUUUACUUUUAAUUCAGUUACGUAGGCAAAGUUCUAACACCUUACAAGCCAUCGAAAAUGCAUAUAAUGAAAUCGAUACUAUACAGGCACAGCUCCACGGAUCACUUUUAAACCAGGCAAAAAGAUUAGAAAAUUUACAAAAACUGGAGCAAAUCAAGCAGCAUUUAAUAGAGCUAGAAAAACAAUAUGAAAAAGGCAAGCCUUUAGUAAAUCUUGUGGAUAACAUGGUUAAACUAGGUUCCUUAUAUCGAUCGCCCAAUGAGCGCAAUUUAUUAGCGCCUCAUGUUAGGGAUCGUUUAGAAUUCAAUCAGCAAAUCCAAGAGCGUCGUCUUUUAGCUGACGAGAGACGCGACUGGAAUAGAUUAAAUUUGAAUCAUUUACAAUUGCAAGAAAAAGUUCAACAGCUUUACCAGUUGGACAAACUAAUCCAGGAAGAAUCAGGAACGCUGCAAAAUCUUCAGCAGGAUAAAGAGGACAUCGAGCGGGCUUUAGGUGGCUUGAAGAAUCGUUUAAAUAAAGGAUUUAGUGAUCCUGCUGAAAUCGAAGAAGCGAAAAAACAGCAGGUUAAUUUAGAAAAUGAAUUAAGCAGGGUACAUUUAAUGUUAGCUCAAAAUUCUAAAAAACUUGAAGAGACUGUAGCUGGAAAUGCAAGACUGGAACAAGAACUACUAAUUUUAAAACAAAAACUGCAAAUUUCGAGGCAACAGAGAAGUUCACCACAAUUCUCAAACGCUGGUGAUAGUUUGCCUUGUGCUAUGGGUACUAGUGCUAUGUUAGAAUCAGACUUACAAAGAGUGCAACAGAAAGUUGGGGACUUGCAAAAACAGAGGCAGGAACUUAGUUUACAAGUUAGACAACUCACUGACCGCUCAAAUAGUUUACAACAACAAAUUAAACACUCACCGGCUGUAACGCAAAAUGAAGGUAAUAAGAAAAAAGUGAAUUCGUUUUGGCGUGAAACUGAUUUAGAUACCAUGAACUCAGUAGAUCAUGGUGAUUCUUGGGACAAUCAUCAAAGUAACGAUAUUUAUGUAACUCCGUUGUACAUAAACACUGACAUUAAACAUUCAGAAGCCGAUUUGUACAAUCGUAGCUUAAAAUCGAGUGAUUCAACUAGCGACGAUACUAUACAAAAUUCAAAUUUGGCAUCUUACGAGAAGCAAGAAAUUAAAACCGUGAGGAUAGUCAAAAGAGAAUCUGAAAGACGGCAAAGGGACCGGGAGAAAAGCACAACUGGCAAAUGGGACGCCCUUGUCGAAGAAGACACUUCGUCUCAAAAUUCUAGCAUCCUUUUUAGACCCACUCCUAUCCAAAAAACCCAAAGCUCUACGAAUGUGAUGUCACCGACGCUUGAAACGGACAAAAGUAGUGGUAUUUUAAGUCGUCAAAGUUCGCUAUCAAGUCCCAGUUUACCCCAGGUUUAUUCCGAUGGGGUGGCGAGUUCAGGAGUUGAAGAUAGCAUAGAAAAAUCGCCUGAACUGUCGCCGAUAUUUAAGAGCGAAGCUGCCCGUCAAAUAAUCACCGAAAUGUCAAUUCAAGAUACUCCGAAAUUGACAAAAAGGCGAGCGAUACCUAAAGAGAAACGUCGACACUACACUGCCCCUCACAACAACUUGAUAAUGAAGAGUUUGAACCAGUUACCAACCGAUGAUAACGCGUUUGAUAAGAUGAUUGGUAAUGAUAGGAGAGCUAGAGAUGACUUGGAUAUGGAGAGGGCACUAAGGCAACGAAUCGACACUCCUGAUGUCGUUCGCUCUACUUUGAGCAGCAAAGAGCUUAAAUACAAUGAAAGCACCAUUGAUAAUAUUCUAGGAACUCCAAAUAAAAUUAGUAUACCUGAAAGAUAUAUACCUGAACAAUUACCUCAAUUAUCUGCCGAAGAGCAGGAGCAUAGGUUAAGAAAAGUCGAGUCAAUUAAGAAAAUGCUCUCUGAUGCUGCUAUAAUCAGCAGCAGCUCAUCGAAUCUUGCUUCAGAUGAGAAAAAAUUUAACAAAACACCAAAUAACAUAACGAAUAAGGCGACAUCAAAAAUGAUAGAAGAGAAAAAGCAAAGAGAACAUUUGCUUCAGUUAAACCAGAUACUUGCCAAGCAAGUUAUGGAAAUGAGUAAAAUCGUUGCAGGUACCAACAAUCCCGAUGAACAGUAGUUGGCUUGAAGUUUGCUCUUAGAUUGAGUUAAAGCAUUGGCGACGUUGCCGCUUCAACCUCAACAAAUAAGCACAGACGAAGAAGACUCUUCACCUGUGACGCCUUUGCCUCUUUACCAACAACGUGAUAACUUUUACAGUUAAUUCAUUUUUAUUGAUUGUACAAAUUACAAGGGUUGUGUUCAAACGUUUGGCCUGUCGUACAUUUUAAAUAUAUUACGGCUCUUUUAGUAUACAGUAUUAACGUAAUUAGGAGCACCUUUCCCUGUAUAUAUUUGAAAUGUAACUGUAAAGAACUGAGUGCCAGACAAUAAUAAGUAUUUAUAUUUAUUUUUUUUUUCUUUAUUUUAACUAAAGUAAAUUAUGUUGUACAAUGUUAUAUAGUUAAUUGUAUUAAUAUUGUUUAUAUGAAGUUUAGAGUAUUUGUAAGUUACAAAUUAUGCUCAUAUGGGAUGGUGAUGGUUAGUUGAUCAAAACCAUAACGUCUUAAUUAAGUUUUUUUAUGUUGGCAAUGCAUUACGGUUAUUGUCACUUGAGCACAGUAAACAUAAUGUAGGUGAACGUAUUUUACAUAAUUAAGUACACCUUCACCACUGUAAUUACGUACAUUGUAGACGAAUAAUAUGAAACGAACACCAAAUCAAGCAAUAGCCGAUGUUUAUUGAAAUGUUGGUCGUAUAGUCACUGUUGAAAUAUUCGUAUAGCACCCUCCUGUAUUUCUAGUAGUAUUAUCUCAAGUGAAGAUAACUGCAUUUCGAUGUCAUCAAUUGAUUUAUUUUAAGUACUUAUGAAAAUACUCCUAUUUAUGUUUUUUGACAAAGCGUUGUGAUUUAAUUUUAUCAUUUAUACUUAAAUUUAUUAAAUGUUGAAACGAAUUUGGACUAUAACGGUCUGUCCAUUAUUUAUAAUUAGACUGUUUUUAUUUAUUGCCAUUUAUUGAGCAAACCAGCUUUUGUAAAAAUGUAUCCAUCUUGUAAAAAGUAUAACCGAUAUAAAAACAUA